Molecule: messenger RNA, 2074 nt
Organism: Peromyscus maniculatus bairdii (prairie deer mouse)
Lineage: Eukaryota; Metazoa; Chordata; Mammalia; Rodentia; Cricetidae
Product: cytochrome P450 3A31
Biological process (GO): steroid metabolic process; oxidative demethylation
Molecular function (GO): heme binding; iron ion binding; oxidoreductase activity, acting on paired donors, with incorporation or reduction of molecular oxygen, reduced flavin or flavoprotein as one donor, and incorporation of one atom of oxygen
Source: RefSeq, a predicted model, not a curated record
ACACUUGCACACUUCAGCACUGUUGGGCAGAAGGGAAGCCCUGCAGAGGGUAGCACACACAGCUGGAGGGAGGACACAGCGGGGUGCACUGCUGACAGACAAGCCAGGAUGGACCUGACUUCAGUUCUCUCCCUGGAAACCUGGGUCCUCCUGGCAAUCAGUCUGGUGCUUUUAUACCGACUCGGGACCCAUAAACAUGACAUCUUUAAGAAACAUGGAAUUCCUGGGCCCAAGCCUCUGCCAUUCGUAGGAACUCUGCUGAGUUACUACAAGGGUACAUGGAAAUUCGAUGUCGAGUGCUAUAAAAAGUAUGGGAAAAUAUGGGGGUUGUUUGAUGGUCAUACACCUGUGUUAGCUAUCGCAGACACAGAGAUGAUAAAGAAUAUACUAGUGAAGGAAUGCUAUUCUGUCUUCACAAACAGACGGGAAUUUGGCCCAACGGGGUUUAUGAAAAAAGCCGUCUCCAUGUCUAAGGAUGAAGAGUGGAAGAGAAUUCGAGCCUUGCUGUCUCCCACCUUCACCAGUGGAAAACUCAAAGAGAUGUUCCCCAUCAUUGAACAGUAUGGAGAUAUUUUGGUAAAAUACUUGAGAAGAGAGGCAGAGAAAGGCAAGCCUAUCACCAUGAAAGAAGUGUUUGGGGCCUACAGCAUGGAUGUGAUCACAAGCACGUCAUUUGGUGUGAAUGUUGAUUCCCUCAACAACCCAAAGGACCCUUUUGUGGAAAAGGCCAGGAAGCUAAUAAGACUUGAUUUUUUUGACCCAUUAUUCAUGUCAGUAGUACUCUUUCCAUUCCUCACCCCAAUAUAUGAGAUGUUAAAUGUCUCCCUGUUCCCAAAGGAUUCGAUAGCAUUUUUCAAAAAAUUUGUGGACAGAAUGAAGGAAAAUCGCCUGGAUUCUAACCAGAAGCACCGAGUGGAUUUUCUUCAGCUGAUGAUGAACACUCAUAACAAUUCCAAAGACGAUGAGUCUCAUAAAGCUCUAUCUGACAUGGAGAUUACAGCCCAAUCAAUUAUCUUUAUUUUUGGUGGCUAUGAAACCACCAGCAACACAAUUGCUUUCGCCCUGUAUUUACUGGCCACUCACCCUGAUAUUCAGAAGAAACUGCAGGAGGAGAUCGAUGAGACUCUGCCCAAUAAGGCAUCUCCCAGCUAUGAUAAAGUGAUGGAGAUGGAGUACCUCGACAUGGUGUUGAAUGAAACUCUCAGAUUAUACCCAAUUGCUAAUAGACUUGAGAGAGUCUGUAAACAAGAUGUUGAAAUGGAUGGUGUGUUUUUUCCCAAAGGGUCCAUAGCAAUGAUACCAGUUUAUGCUCUUCACCAUGACCCGCAGUACUGGCCAGAGCCUAAGGAAUUCCGCCCUGAAAGGUUCAGCAAGGAGAACAAGGGCAACAUCAGUCCUUAUAUAUACCUACCCUUUGGUAACGGACCCAGGAACUGCAUUGGCAUGAGGUUUGCUCUCAUGAACAUGAAACUUGCUCUCACUAAAGUCCUACAGAACUUCUCCUUCCAGCCUUGUAAAGAAACACAGAUCCCUCUGAAAAUAAGCCGAAAGGCAAUGUUUCAACCAGAAAAACCUGUUGUUCUAAAGGUUGUGCCACGGGAUGAGAUCAUAACUGGAGCAUGACUUCCUUUCAAGGACUUCCACCGUGUUCUUCAAGAAGGUGAUAUCUAAGAACAUUGGACUCUUUAAUUUACUUCAGGAAUAAAACCCAGAUGAAGAUGAGGCUUAAUUUCCUGGCCUUGAUGCAUGGUUAUGGAUUCAGUACAUCCAUUGAGCUUUCUCAGUGUCAAUACAGAGUACCAUCUAAUGUAAAGGAAAUGACUAAAUCAGUUGACAGAAUGAGAAAUUCACCUUCUCUGGUCCUCAUGGGGCUACUUCCAUCCACAUUUCUUUUGAGAGUAACUAUGCUAUUGUAAUGUAACAAACAAUAAUUUUUAAAUGAAAAUCUGGACCACUGUGACAAUUUUUAUUGUAAAACUGGUAUCAGAUGCUCUAGUUGCAAUAUUCUGCAAUAAAUGUUACACUGAAAAUGUAAACAUUUCUUUUUUAAAAAAUAAAUUUAUUUUAUAUCCUA